CAUGACCACGCUGAGGAAGCAGCGUGAAGCCUCAGUCCUGCCAUUACUCAAGAUGGCUGCCCCCAUCAAGAUGACCGGGGUGUGCCGGGGGAAAAGGGGCAGCAUGAUAGUCUGAGACGGUAAGGACUAUUGCUUCAUUGCCAGUCUCGCGUUGGGGUCUAGGAAUGAAGAACAGGAAGACUGGGAAGCUGGGUGAGGUCUAGCAUCGGACCAUGUGGAAGUUUCUGGGACUGGGGAGUCGGAUAAUGGGGGGUGGGACCCGUGCGGGGUAGAGGGAGCAAUAGCGUCCUUUCUCAGGCUAACCCUGGCCCCUCCCCUGUUCUCUGGACUGAAAUGGGGAACACCCUGGGCCUGGCACCGAUGGGGGCUUUGCCCCGCCGGAGCCCCCGUCGAGAGGAGCCUCUGCCCAACCCUGGGAGCUUCGAUGAGCUGCACCGGCUAUGCAAAGAUGUGUUCCCAGCACAGAUGGAGGGAGUGAAGCUCGUUGUCAACAAGGUUCUGAGCAGCCAUUUCCAGGUGGCUCACACCGUGCACAUGAGUGCCCUGGGCUUGCCGGGGUAUCACCUCCAUGCGGCCUAUGCAGGAGACUGGCAACUUAGCCCCGCCGAGGUGUUCCCCACUGUGGUAGGGGAUAUGGACAGCAGUGGCAGCCUCAACGCCCAGGUCCUGCUCCUCUUGGCAGAGCGGCUCCGAGCCAAGGCGGUCUUCCAGACGCAGCAAGCCAAGUUCCUGACGUGGCAGUUUGAUGGCGAGUACCGAGGAGAUGACUACACAGCCACUCUGACCCUAGGGAAUCCUGACCUGAUUGGGGAAUCGGUGAUCAUGGUGGCUCACUUCCUGCAGAGCCUCACCCAUCGGCUGGUGCUGGGAGGAGAGCUAGUUUAUCACCGGCGGCCAGGCGAGGAGGGCGCCAUCCUGACACUGGCUGGAAAGUACUCGGCGGUGCACUGGGUAGCCACACUGAAUGUGGGGUCAGGUGGGGCCCAUGCAAGCUAUUACCACAGGGCAAACGAACAGGUCCAGGUUGGAGUGGAAUUUGAGGCUAACACAAGGCUACAAGACACAACCUUCUCCUUCGGUUACCACCUGACUCUGCCCCAGGCCAACAUGGUGUUUAGAGGCUUGGUGGACAGUAACUGGUGUGUGGGUGCUGUGCUGGAGAAGAAGAUGCCCCCCUUGCCCGUCACCCUGGCCCUCGGAGCCUUCCUCAAUCACUGGCGCAACAGAUUCCACUGUGGCUUCAGCAUCACUGUGGGCUGAGGUGCCCCCAGGGCCCGCCCCUCACAGACGCUGGAACCUCCGAGGCAGGUGCCCUAGGGCCAGAGACUAGGCCCCCUCUCCAGAGCGCACCUUGCCGGGUGACCUCUGGGUCCCAGGAGUAGAGCGGGGGAUGGGACCGUGCCCUCCUCAGAACUGGAGCCGCCACGGGCAGCUGCUGGGGCCGUGGUGUGUGGCCCCCACCUCUGCCACUGGCUCCAGGGUUGUCUUCCCAUGCUCUUGUGGCUCUGGACUAAGGGAGAAGGAUUAAGGGGUGUGUCUGGCUGACUUUUCUCCCCUCACAUCCCCCUUCUUCAUUUUCCUAUCAAUUAAAGCUCCUAGCUUCUUCCUCUUCAGAGCAGAACAGGCUGCAUGGGAUUAGCUCCCUGUCCUGUUUUCCAUCCCCAAGUCUAGGGCUGGGAGAGAAGUGCUGAAGGGCUACAUCUUUGACCUCAGAAAGUGCCCCCCCAAUUCCCAGAAGGAGCUUCUUUACCUCUUAGCCCUGAGGCUUCCUCCUUCCCAUCUUCCGUGCUCCCAGAGAAUAGCUCUGUCCCUGUGGUCAUCCCCCACCAACCCCAAGACUGCAUGAAGAGGUAGUUACUGCUUUAGUCUUUCAUUGCAACCACUGGGCUCCCUCCCUACUGGUCCCAACCUCUGGCCCCAGCAUUUUCCCCUUUCCAGUCCAACGUGUCCAGAUGGGCUGUGGAAGGAGGCAAGUGGGGUCCUCAGCUGCAGAUCUCCUGGAGCAGCGGCAUCAUGGCGGACAGGCCCUGGAUGUGCUGGAUUUGGUACCCAUAUGCGUUGUUAAUGCUGCGGAGCUCAGCCAACAGGCCCAGCAGCUUCGCGUACAGAAACCUUUGGAGGAGGUAGUGGGGUCACCAGGGAAAGAGGAAAAUAAGGUAGCUGAGAGUCUUGUCUUGAAGUCCUGCUCCCUGGAACUUUCCCUCAGUGAAGCUAGGUCUGAACACUACAGAAAAUCAUGCUCUGGUAUGACAAAUCAGCAAAAAUUCCCAAGGUCCCCGAGGUCUCCUCUCACCAUGCCCUUCUUGAAUCCAGAGGUCUCAGGGCCAAGUGUGAAGAAAGCCCCAGACGUGGUCAAAACUGCAGCUCUGUGGAAUCUAUGGAUCUGGCCUUCUAGAGCAGGUUCUAGAAGGUGAGUGUGUUCUGUGGUCUAAAGCGUCCCUCUUCUGGCCAAACUGGCUCGUUGAGGAACACGUGAGAACACGCGGAGCCUACCUCAGAGCCUGGAUGGAGCUUGGACGGCUGAGCCAGAGCCUGGCUUUGCCCAGGAAUCUGAAUGACCAUGAUAACUUCAAGGCGGGGAUGAAAAAUUAAAGGAAGGGGCCCAUGGAGAGGAAGGGGAGGGCCAAGGAAAGAGCGAACGAGAAUCCUGGAAGGCUGCUUUUAGCCUGGAGUGGACGGGUAAGGUGAUGGGUGUCAUCAGUCUCAGGAAUGCUAUCAUACAGAGCCUGCGAGCUAUGACUUUGCAUCUCUACUGAAUAAAAAAAAAAAAAAAUCUGGAAAAAAUCAGAUGAAACAGCA
This is a messenger RNA of Lutra lutra (Eurasian river otter), 2799 nucleotides long. It is a transcript of the gene TOMM40L, whose product is annotated as translocase of outer mitochondrial membrane 40 like. Gene Ontology annotation, molecular function: transmembrane protein transporter activity. The transcript is spliced from 10 exons. Gene Ontology annotation, cellular component: mitochondrial outer membrane; mitochondrial outer membrane translocase complex. The coding region runs from base 334 to 1260 and encodes 308 amino acids. Gene Ontology annotation, biological process: protein import into mitochondrial matrix. The record is from RefSeq and is a predicted model, not a curated record. NCBI's taxonomy places the organism in Eukaryota, Metazoa, Chordata, Mammalia, Carnivora, Mustelidae.